Molecule: messenger RNA, 1485 nt
Organism: Hirsutella rhossiliensis
Lineage: Eukaryota; Fungi; Ascomycota; Sordariomycetes; Hypocreales; Ophiocordycipitaceae
Product: transmembrane alpha-helix domain-containing protein
Exons: 1
Coding region: 1-1485 (494 amino acids)
Source: RefSeq, a predicted model, not a curated record
AUGGCGUCGACUUGCCAUGAUGUCGAGGCCCUGCCUGGUCAGAGACUCUGGCGGCUCCCUCGCCGAUCCGACUCGCGAUGCAGCUCCACGCCCGUCUUUACUCCUCGGCCUCGGAAUCAGAAUAUUCCUCACGCUGACAUAGACUUUCGCCCCAUCGCAGAAGCCGCAGCCCUGAAGCGUGGGCUUUCUCGCUUCGCCCCUUUUAGCAGAAUGUCCAACGCGACCGGCCAGGGCCGGGCGGCCACGUCCGAAAGCCCUGCGAGCCCAACCCAAGCCGCCGGUGGUGCCGCACAGCAGCCCGCGUCCGCUCCUGCGGCAGCUGCCCCGGCUGCAUCUCCGGCAGCAUCUCCGGCAGCGGUCGCGCGCCCGAACUCCCCUCCGCCGCAGCAGCCGGCCUCGAACCAGCCCGCGUCACAGGCCCCUGCCUCUGCCCCCGCCGCCGCGGCUCCGACUCAGUCGCCUUCCGACCAAAAACCUCCGUCUGCCCCCGCCACGUCCGCGCCACCUCGAAAUGCCGCGCCCACGGCUGAUGCGAAACCGCCUGCCGCAGCAACGUCCUCGGCUGCAGCGCCGCCGCCUGCCGCCACUCCCUCUGACGCAGCUAACCCGUCUUCCGUCGUCACCGUCAGACCCGGCGAUACCUCGACGAGCGUCGAAGUGGUCACGUCCACCACCACCCAAACACCAGAUGGCCUCCCAGCGUCUUCUACCUCUUCUGCGACCUCGACUCCCACGCCGAUCGAUCCUUCCAGUGGCGGAGCACCUGGUCUGAGCCAGCCGUCCAAAGUAGCCAUUGGAGUUGUCGUCCCCAUCGCCGCCAUUGCCAUACUGGCCAUUCUCGGUUUGUUUUGGUGGAGGAAGCGAAGAGCCCGUCAGGAAGCCGAGGAGGAACGUCGAAAGGAGGUGGAGGAUUAUGCGUACAACCCCAAUGCCGACCCUACGCUGCCCUCUGCGGGACACUCUGCCGACAACUCGUACGAGAUGAGAGAGGACAGUGGAUCGGGUUACCGCGGCUGGGGCUCUACCGCGGCUCCCGGUUCCAUGGGUCGCAAGACAUCGACCACCAUGUCCGGCGGCGGCAUGGUGGGCGCCUACUCGGACCCAGCGUCACCCACUCGUGGCAACCCGUCCGAGGCUAGAUCUGGGGAGCCUCUCCUGGACGGCUCGGGCUCGCCCGAAGGCGAGAUUCUCGGCGCCAUGGGGCCGUCGGCGGCAAACAACCGCGGCGGCGACAUGCGUCGAGGACCAUCGAAUGCCUCUUCAUCUUACAGCGUGGGCGCUCGAUCGGAAGGCUCUGACGGCGGCAUGUACGGGAACCCAUCCAACUACUACGAGCAGUACGGCCAGAACCCGUACGGUGACCAGCGACCCCAGGAUCCCGCCAGCCAGGCCGUGAUCCGUGAUAACCCGGCGCGGCGCAAUACACGCAUCGAGAACUCGUCACAUUACCCUCAGCAGAGCGCCGGCAUUGCCCAGAAUUUCUGA